AUGGUCCAGGACGCCACACCUCCAUCUACGCUGCGCAAGCGAGCGACAGGCGCGACGAGCGACAGUCGCCCAUCGACCCCAGCACGAACCGCGAACCGCGACGCGAUCGAUCCUGCGACGUUCUACGGAACAGGUACAUCCAACGCGCUCGGCUCAUCACACACUGGCUACGUCGCGCCCGAGGUCUUCCCCUUCAGAGAGCCCGAGCUCGUUCAAGACACAGUCCCGACGGAUCCUAAUCAGUAUAACCCGCCACCCACCUGGGGCACCGAGUCACUCGCCGACUGGAGUAAGGAAUGGGGACCUGUUUCAACCACGUACGACGACUGGGGUGUCCCCGGCACCAUCCGUAAGAUCAGUAUCGACGGCCGCAGUGAAGACGAAGAGACGCACAUCCUUCACGACCCAAAUCAUGCCCUGUACUCGGUCAGUCCCGACCCUCCUCCCUCAGUCGCCGACAUCCCUCCCGCACACCUCCCCACUCAAGACGAGGUCCGGACUGCCGUCCCACACCCAAACGCAUACUUUUGCCGCGAAGACAACGGCUGGGUCUUCCUCCAAUGGCGGUCGUCCAGCGUCCUCCCCCCGCUCGUCGACCCUGCAGCUUCCCUGCCUAAUCAAGCCCGACGGAAACGGACCCAGUCGUGCGUGGGCGACGGCGAGCAACCGUUUGGCCAAGCCAAUGUCACCCACCACUGGCACCAGUACCCGAAGGCGGUCGACGCGACCAGGCUCAAUCCCCCGUACGCACGCAGCGACCUCCUCCUCGAUCUUUACCUCUGUUGUCAGUGCUCGACAUAUUGCCUUGUGUCCGACAUUAUCCCCGGUGCGAUCCCCGCACAUCUGCUCAACGCCCUCGUGGAGGACAAGUUGACGAACCCUGCAAUCGACAAGACCCCACGCGCGACGGUGGUCGCCGCUCUCGAGACCAUCCAAUCCAUCGUCUCCAAUCGGAUAUGGCGCGAUGAGCAGCGGGUGUUGCCGAUCAUGGGCGCACGCUUCAAGACGAAGCUUGGGUGGGAUCCAGCGAUCGAGCAAAUUUUCAAAGAGCUUGGGUUUCGAGCUGAGAAGACUCCGAAGGAGGGGAAACCGGGCGAGCUUCUUCUACAACCGCCAGGGAUAGACCCGGCGACACCAGAGGGGGUGGCGAACAGGACGAAGCUCCUUCGCGCAUGGACAGAGUUGAGCGCGUGGCUGGUGAUCUACCAGAAGAACAAGGAAGGACUGGCGGACUACAGCAGCAUUGUCCUGACCGUCAAGGCGGACGGCGCGCGCGACAUGUAUCAAGAGGGCAUUGGGGCGCACGUCUCGCAAAUCUCUCGAGGAAACCUCCCCGACCAAUUGGUCGGUUACGCGCCGCUCGAUGCUGCCUGGAGAUUGCUAGGGAUGACCCCUUCGACGUACACAUGGGAGCUGCUUGCGUUCGCGUAUCUGGCGCAAUGCCGGUGCGACCCAGAGAACACGAUGACCUACUUCGCCCAGCUGAUGACGAUCGUCAACGCCAUGGUCAACCUGGGCAUCGCGGUUCCAACAGAGCUGCAAGCGCUCGUCAUGGAGGAGCGUGAGCGGUCUCGGUUCACCCCAGAAGACUACGCUCUCGCCGCGUGCAGACUCGGGUUUGGGGCAGAGCUCGGCGUCGACCUCGACGCGGACGUUGACGACGAGUUCAUCGCGGCCGCGUGGCGCUCCGCAAGACGGCGCGCGUGGCAGAGCACGGGCGAUGCGACCACGAAGCGCGCCGAGCUGAACGACGCGCUCCGGAUCGUCGCUGAGACGCGCGGGAGCCUCGCCCUCAUCAAGGUGUGGACCGAGGAGAAGGGCUCGGGGAUGUCCCCGGAGACGGCGUAUUCGACAUUGGACGUACCGCGGGACGUUGAUGAGUCGAUGCUGCUCACCGUGUUCUCGAUGCGGAUAGAAGAUUCGCCGAGUCAGGCGGAGCGGAUGCGCGAGGCAUUGGGGGUCAUCGCGGAGGUCACGAACAGCGAGCGAUUGCGGCAGUUCUUGACUACUGGCACGGAUCCUGGAGACGGCACUGUCACGAACAGCAGCCCGGAGAUGCCGCGCGGUCUGAACCAGCUCGGGAACACUUGCUACUUGAACUCCCUUCUCCAGUAUUUCUAUACCAUAAAGGAUCUACGCGAUGCGAUCGCGUCCCUCGCUGGCACGGGCGCCAAGUCCCUCGAUGAGAAGAAGUUCACAGACGAUGACCUGAAGCGUCAUCGCGUCGGUGGCCGCCUUGUUACCCGCCGUGAGAUCCUCCGCUCCAAGAAGUUCGUCCACCUCCUCGCCGAGCUCUUCUGGAACCUCGAGUACUGCGACACCGCCUCUGUCACGCCCGAGAUCGAGCUCGCAAAGCUUGCGCUGGUGACGUCGCAGGACGAGGAGGAGGACGCGAUAGAUGCGGAGAUGGACCUAGACAAGGCAGGCACCGACUCCUCGAACGAUACUGAUGCGACGCUCCCCGAGCAGGGCGCGCAGAGCCCGACUGGCAGCGUGCUCGGCAAACGCAGCCGCGAGACGGACGGGGAGGAGACCAUGGAGGUCGACACGCCCGCGCAGUCGCCCAAAGCAACGGGAGGGUCGAGUCCCAGGGGCGGGAGCGGCGGGAGUGAGGCGGCCAUGUUUAUCGAGGAGGCCAUCGCGUCGACAUCUUCGACAUCGCUGGACAAGCGGCCUGCGCAGGCUACCUCGGAUGGGGAUGUCGAGAUGAAGGAGGAGAAUCAGAGCUCGUCGGCAGGGAAGGCCCCACCUCUGCCGCCGAGGAAGACGCGCCCGACUGACGACUCCGUGAUGAUGUUCGGGCGGCAACACGACGUGUCCGAGUGCAUGGACAACUGCAUGUUCCAGAUCGAGACCGCGCUGCUCGACUUCCAGGGCAUGGCGACGUCCGACGACGACAAGACGAGCCCUGUCAAGAGGUUGUUUUAUGGCAAGAAGCGCCAGCGGCUGAUCGCAGACGACUCGCGCCACCAGUCGUCCAUCCACGAGAAGGAGGAUCUGUUCUCGCACCUGCACGUCAACGUCGCCGACGAGGGCUUUGACCUCUACGACGGCCUCGCGCGGUACUUUGACGAUGUCGUCGAGGUGAACGGGCAGAAGAAGCGGAUGGAAGUGACGCUGGUCGACCUUCCGCCCCUCCUCCAGAUCCAGCUCCAGCGAGUGCAAUUCAACCGCGACACGCAACAGGCGUACAAAUCGCAGGCGUACGUCAAGUUCGGGGAGACGAUCUACAUGGACCGCUUCCUGGAUAGCGCGAGCCCCGAGAAGAAGGCGCGCUCGAAGGCGCUGCAGGCGGAGCUCACCGCAGCGCGCGACCGCGUCCAGCGGCUCACCCAGGGCCAGCUCGCCCCCUUCUCCCCCGCGCUCACCAACGCCGCCAACUUCCUCGCGAGCCAGACCGCGCUAGAGCUCACAAAGGACGACGCGCUGGUGGCCUCGCUGCGCGCCGAGGAGGUCCUCAUCUCGGAGGAGCUGCGCGUCCUCCGCGAGCGCCUCGCCAUCCUCAAGCAGGAGCUCGAGGACAUCUGGCGCGACGAGACGUCGGCCGGGUACGAGCUCACGAGCGUCUUCAUCCACCGCGGGUCCUCGCCGAGCUGGGGACACUACUUUUUCUACUCGCGGCACCUGCCCGAGAGCCCGGAGAAGUGGUUCAAGUACAACGACUCUGACGUGUCCGCGGUUGCGAAGGAGGAGGUCCUCGCGGACACGACUGGCUCAACCGCGAAUCCGUACAUGCUGGUCUUUGUGCGGAAGGGGUGCGAUGCGAUCGAUACCGUGCACAGGUUCAACCCGGACCUGCUUGUCGAGGGCGAGUGA
This is a messenger RNA of Epithele typhae, 3816 nucleotides long. Its product is annotated as cysteine proteinase. Gene Ontology annotation, molecular function: proteasome binding; cysteine-type deubiquitinase activity. The coding region runs from base 1 to 3816 and encodes 1271 amino acids. NCBI's taxonomy places the organism in Eukaryota, Fungi, Basidiomycota, Agaricomycetes, Polyporales, Epitheliaceae. The transcript is spliced from 14 exons. The record is from RefSeq and is a predicted model, not a curated record. Gene Ontology annotation, biological process: proteasome-mediated ubiquitin-dependent protein catabolic process; protein deubiquitination; regulation of proteasomal protein catabolic process.